GAGAAGAGGGCUUGUGCCCUAAAUCAUGCAAUGUCUUAAAAAACAGUAUCUUCACAUCAUGGAUUUUCAACUACCAUAUUGUUUUUUCUUCCUUCUUCUUCUGCUUCUGCCAUUCUCCAUCAAUGGUCAGACUUACAGAAACAUAUCUUUGGGGUCAUCUCUCACUGCUGCAAGUGAUAACCUUUCUUGGACUUCACCAUCUGGGGAUUUUUCUUUUGGAUUCCAACAAGUUGGUGAUGCUGGCUACCUACUUGCCAUAUGGUUCAACAAAAUACCCGAAAGAACCAUAGUCUGGUCAGCUAAUAGAAAUGAUCUAGUUCAGGGGGGAUCAAGAGUACAACUUACGGCAGAUGGUGAGUUGGUUCUAAAUGAUCAAUCAGGCAGACAAAUAUGGAUCCGUCCACAAUCGGGUGGAAGUGGAGCCGCCUAUGCAGCCAUGCUUGACUCGGGAAACUUCGUGGUAGCAAGCCAAGCUGGUGCCAAUUUGUGGCAGAGUUUUGAUGAACCAACAGAUACCCUGUUGCCGUCACAAAAUCUGAAUUUGGGUGCUCAACUUAUUGCUCCCUACCUGGAAAAGAAUUAUUCAGAAGGAAGAUACAAGUUCAUUCUACAAGCUGAUGGGAAUCUCAUCUUGUACACCACACACUAUCCAUUAACUACCUCAAAUUUUGCUUAUUGGUCAACCCAAAGUUCUAUAGGUAGCGGUUAUCAGGUGAUCUUUAACCAGUCUGGCUAUAUGUACCUUGUAGCUAGAAAUGGUACGGUACUUAAUCCUGUAUUCUCUAAUUCAGUAUCAAUGCAAGAUCUCUACUUGAGGGCAACCCUGGACUAUGAUGGAGUUUUUAGGCAAUAUGUUCAUCCAAAGACUGAUUCCAGUAGCAGAAGCAGGGCUAUGGCCUGGACGACUUUGUCAAACUCCAUACCAUCAAAUAUCUGCUUGAAAAUUACGGGACAAGAAGGCGGUGGAGCUUGCGGUUUCAACAGCUAUUGCAGAUUAGGAGAUGACCAAAGACCAAGUUGCAAGUGUCCUCCUGGUUACACUUUCUUAGAUCCAAAUGAUGAGAGGAAGGGAUGCAAGAAAGACUUUAUUUCACAGGAUUGUGACCAUCCAUCGCAAGAAAUAGAUAGCUUUGAGAUCAAGGAAAUGCCUAACACAAACUGGCCAUUUAAUGAUUAUGAAAUGUUUGGUUCAGUGGACGAGGAUUGGUGCAGACAGGCUUGCUUAAGUGACUGUUAUUGUGCUGUUGCCAUUUUUAACACUGCUGGACAAUGUUGGAUGAAGAGAGUCCCUCUCUCGAAUGGGGUAACAGAUCCAAGUGUUUUUGGAAAAGCCCUGAUAAAAGUAAGGAAAGGCAACUCGACUGCAGGUUCAAGUGCAAAGAAGUGUGAUAGAUCGAAUUUGAUCACAACAGGCUCGGUGCUUUUAGGUAGCUCCAUCUUUCUAAUUGUUCUCUCACUGCUAGGGAUCUAUGUGUUCUUUUCUCGAUGGAACCGACAGCAACAAAAAAUGAUACCGCAACACCGACUCAUGCCAGAUAUGAAUAUGCAGAAUUUCACUUACAGUGAGCUCGAAAGAGCUACAGGAGGAUUCAAGGAAGAACUUGGUAGCGGUGCCUUUGGAACUGUUUACAAAGGGGUACUAGCGAACGAAGACAAACCACUCAUUGCAGUGAAGAAGUUAGAUAAGAUGGCCGGAGAGGGCGACAAAGAAUUCAAUACAGAAGUGAAAGUUAUUGGAAGAACAAAUCACAAGAAUUUGGUUCAACUUAUUGGAAUCUGUAACGAAGGGCAACAUCGCCUUCUGGUCUACGAAUACAUGAGCAAUGGCUCUGUGGCCGAUUUUCUCUUUGGAGAUUCAAGGCCUAACUGGUACCGAAGAAUGCAAAUUGCUUUGGAUAUAGCCAGAGGGCUCCUUUACCUCCACGAAGAAUGCAGCUCCCAGAUAAUCCAUUGUGAUAUCAAGCCUCAAAAUAUCCUCCUCGACAAAUCUUUUAAUGCAAAGAUUUCUGAUUUCGGACUAGCCAAGCUGUUGAAGACAGACCAAACCAAAACAACGACAGGAAUCAGGGGGACGAAAGGGUAUGUAGCUCCUGAAUGGUUCAAGAGCCUGCCUGUCACAACCAAAGUAGAUACCUACAGCUUUGGCAUUCUUUUGCUGGAGCUAGUAUGCUGUAGAAAGAACUUUGAGAUUAAUGCUAUACAAGAACAUCAGAUAGUUCUUGCAGACUGGGCAUGUGAUUGCCUUAAAGAAGGAAAGUUGAACCUUUUAGUAGAAGAAGAUGAAGAGGCAACUGAAGACAUGAAAACGGUGGAGAGGUUUGUGAUGGUUGCAAUUUGGUGCAUUCAGGAUGAUCCAUCUUUAAGACCUGGAAUGAAAAAAGUUGUGCAGAUGCUUGAAGGAGCUGUUCAAGUCUCAAUUCCUCCUGAUCUUUCAUCAUUUAUCAGCACAAUCUAAAUCCUCUUUAUACACGUAUAUGUAUAUAUAUAUUCAGAAACUAAGGCCAAUGAAUGUAACUUAUCUACCAUGUAUUGAAUAAUCUGUAGUUCCUAUCAUUUCAGACAUGUCUAGAUCAUCUUGUGGGUUGUACUCUAAAUUUCAAGUCAAAUGAUGAUUUCUUCUACUUGUCCAA
This is a messenger RNA of Populus nigra (black poplar), 2630 nucleotides long. RefSeq names its product G-type lectin S-receptor-like serine/threonine-protein kinase LECRK3. NCBI's taxonomy places the organism in Eukaryota, Viridiplantae, Streptophyta, Magnoliopsida, Malpighiales, Salicaceae. Gene Ontology annotation, biological process: protein phosphorylation. Bases 26 to 2455 code for a protein of 809 amino acids. The record is from RefSeq and is a predicted model, not a curated record. Gene Ontology annotation, molecular function: protein serine/threonine kinase activity; ATP binding. The transcript has a single exon.